Salvia splendens (bonfire salvia) is the source of this 2500-nucleotide messenger RNA. Its product is annotated as H/ACA ribonucleoprotein complex non-core subunit NAF1. Gene Ontology annotation, molecular function: RNA binding. Gene Ontology annotation, biological process: box H/ACA snoRNP assembly; pseudouridine synthesis; ribosome biogenesis. The transcript is spliced from 5 exons. The record is from RefSeq and is a predicted model, not a curated record. The coding region runs from base 357 to 2351 and encodes 664 amino acids. Lineage: Eukaryota; Viridiplantae; Streptophyta; Magnoliopsida; Lamiales; Lamiaceae. Gene Ontology annotation, cellular component: sno(s)RNA-containing ribonucleoprotein complex.
AAUAAUAUUGGUACAAAUAGUCAAAUACCGUGCAAUAAACCCUAGGGUUUAAGGAAUAUGUGGUAAAUUAUUGCUGCUGAUCCUUCUGCUACAAUUCUGUGAUUUUGAAGCAAGUUCCAGGGCCAAUUUGAGCAAUAAGUGAGAAUUCGACGGGAGAAUGAAUGAUUCUGAGGUCUGAGGCGCGAUUUGAAGAUAUUUCAGGACAAUAUCGAGACUCCCGCCGCUGAAGGAGCGAAUCCAUAAGAGGACGAACGCCUCACCUAGAAACCAAGUGACCUCUUCGUUCCAGCUUGAAGAUUUCCCCUUGUCGUUUUGUGAUUCAUUUCUCGAUUUUGAACUCCCCCCGCAGCUGGUUCAUGGAAGGCGUCGGUGUGAAGAUGCCUGAUUUAGGGGAAGAAGUGGUUGAUUUUGAAUCCAUGAGAUAUCAAUUAGUUGAUAGUAGGAAGGAAUUUGACGUUUUGGGGAACACUUUGGAGGGUUCGAGUGUCAAGGCAGAACCUUUGUGUGGUUUUGAGCUGGAAGAGGGAGAAAUUGAGGGUGUUGUUGAGGAAUGUGUUGAAAAGGGCAAUGAGAGAAACUUGAAGGAUUUAGGGUGUUUGGUUGAGGAGCAGCUUGGGAAAGUGAGCUUAGAUGGUGCAGCAGAAAAAAAUCUAUGUGCUGUUCCAGUUGUUGCUUCAUUGAACUAUGAGAAUAGUGGUGUUCAAGAAGAUGUAGCAGAUGACAGCUCCAAGAAUGUGAAAAUGGGAAUUGGUAGUUGUGAUGGUAUGAAGAGUGAUAGUGAUGUGGUGGGACUUGGUAAAAAUGAGAAUAAGGCUGAUGAGAGUGUGGAUGAUGGAGAUGGGAGUGAGAGUGAGAGUGACGAUGAGAGCUCGUCUGAUUCAUCAUCUUCUUCGUCUUCCUCAUCAUCCUCUAGUUCUAGUGAAAACGAUGAUGAUGGCGAGAAUACAGGCAAGAAUGGAGAGGGUAGUAGUGAUAAGGAGACUGAGAUGGAAGAUGGUGAGAUUAUGUUGUCCGAGUUAGAAGAGAUGGUUUCGUGGAGUGAUGUUGAAGAUGAGGAUGGUGGUGGUGCUGGAGGUGGCCCGAUCAAAUCUAAUAAUGAGCUCAAGGAUCUCCCUCCUGUUCCUUCUGUUGAUGUGACCUUGGAACCACAUCAUCAAACCCUUCCAGUUGGAACAGUUUUGUCGAUGAUUGGCGCCCAAGUGAUUGUGGAAGGUGUCGAGAAACACAAUCCUCUCAAUGAAGGCUCAAUUCUUUGGAUUACUGAUAGCAGAUCACCGCUGGGGAUUGUUGAUGAAAUCUUUGGGCCUGUGAAGAACCCUUACUACAUUGUGAGAUACAACUCCGAGGAGGAAGUUGCAACUGGUAUCCAACAAGGCACCUUGAUCUCGUUCGUUGCAGAGUUUGCAGAUCAUGUACUAAAUAACAAGAAUCUCUACCAGAAAGGGUAUGAUGCGUCUAAUGAGAACGACGAAGAGCUGUCUGAGGAUGCUGAAUUCUCGGAUGACGAGAAAGAGGCUGAGUUCAAGAGAAUGAUGAAGAUGAAGAAAAGGGGAACAAACGAUUCCAAGCCCGGAAACAAGAGGAAGGAGAAACGUCAGCAGAAUAAUCAGAAAGGGAACGGGAGCUGGAACAAUAACCGCAAUUCUACUGCACAAACUCAUCCAGGUGGCGAAGACCAACAUUAUGCUCCUCGUGUUGGAACACCAAUAAACCAAGACAGUCAUCACCAGGGUUCAUCGGGCUCUAGGCAGGGUUUUGGUGAUCAAAGUGCCAUUCCUCCUCCAUUCCAGCAAAGCCCUCAAGCACCGGUCUUUCCUGCUCCGACUGGAAGUUGGAACAAUGGGUUUCCGCAACAUCUGCAACUAAAUGCAAACCUUCUUGCUGGGUUGCCGCCAAACGGGAUGCUGUGGAUGCAACAAAACAUACCUUACCUGUUCCCAGCAGGUGCACCAUUUCAACAGCAAAUUGGUAUGAUCACCGGGAUGCCACCAAACUUUAAUCCAAUGGUUGGAGUACAAAAUAUUGGUGGGAUGAUUCCACCUUGGCCUAUGGAUCAGAAUGCAUCGCAGUUUGGAAUGCAGGGCCAGCAAGGGACACCGCCGCCUAUGUUUGGAGUGCAGGGCCAGCAAGAUCCACCACCGCCUCAGUUUGGAGUGCAAGGCCAGCAAGGUCCACCACAGACGCUGAAUGGUGGCGGAGAGCAAGCAGUCCAGUCUCAGGGAUCCCAAGAUAGUUUAGGUUUGCAGCCACCGCCUCCGUCCAUGAGUUUCAAUGGAGGGCGUGGUGGUGGAAGAAGACAUCAUCACAGGGGCCGAGGGCGUAAUGGUGGUGGCAGGGGCAGGCAUUCGUGAGAAAUACUUUAUCCCAGUUAUUCUGUCAAUUUUUUGUUCUUCCCUUUGCGAACCUUUUAUUUAUUGUAGUUACAUGUUGUAUAAUAUGUAAUCAUGUUUUAUGUACACCUUUUUGGUUCAUGUGAGCUUUACUCUCCACAAAUUUUCAA